Octodon degus (degu) is the source of this 2209-nucleotide messenger RNA. RefSeq names its product serpin family I member 1 (gene Serpini1). Gene Ontology annotation, biological process: negative regulation of endopeptidase activity. Lineage: Eukaryota; Metazoa; Chordata; Mammalia; Rodentia; Octodontidae. The record is from RefSeq and is a predicted model, not a curated record. Gene Ontology annotation, molecular function: serine-type endopeptidase inhibitor activity. The transcript has 10 exons. Bases 668 to 1957 code for a protein of 429 amino acids.
UCACGGACGCCUCACCCAUUGAGGGGGCGGGCUAGCUGGGCAGAGGAAGAGGGUGGGGGGCCGCGGUGAGGAACGCGGAGUUGCUGGGCUGGGGACUCUACGCGUCGCUGGGGUGUAGGGAGGAUGCGGUGUGGGGACGACCUGGCCAGAGACACCGCCGAGUUCCGCGCGCAGCGGGCAGCCUGAGCUAAGAGCGAGACGCCUAACCUGGGUCCCUGGGGAGCGGGCGGGGCAGCGGCGCCAGGUGUGAGGCCACAGGAAAGGAGGCGGCGAGCAGCCGCGCGCGGAGGAGCGGGAAAGCACCCGGCUGCAGCUUCCCGCCGCCUCCGGCCAGGCAGCGGCGGAGCAGCAGGGGGAGGAGCGACAGCCGCCUGCUCGCCAACGGGGGAACGGGUAGGCGGAGCCUGAGCCCCGAGCCGCGGAGGCGCAGCCUGGACUGUAUGUAGUUUCCCGGGAGAGAGAGGGAGAGCGACAGGCAGAGGAGGAGCGGACGGAGCGAGGCGCAGCCGGGGAGCCGGCCUCCAGCCUCCCGCCAGGGGUUGCAGGUGUGUGGGAGAAAAGAAAUCCUGUGGAAUUGCGGGUUCCCACUGGGAAACACAGCCUGUCUGCAUCUGGACCAGCUGUUGCAAACCUGUUCUUCCCAAUUUGAGCUUGAAACUAUUCCAGGAUGGCUUUCCUUGGACUGUUCUCUUUGCUGGUUCUGCAAAGUGUGGUGUUAGGGGCCACUUUCCCUGAUGAAACCAUUGCUGAGGUGUCGGUGAAUAUGUACAACCAUCUUCGAGCCACUGGGGAAGAUGAAAACAUUCUCUUCUCUCCACUGAGCAUUGCCCUUGCAAUGGGAAUAAUGGAACUUGGGGCUCAAGGGUCUACUCUGAAAGAAAUUCGCCUAUCAAUGGGAUAUGACAACGUGAAGCAUGGUGAAGAGUUUUCUUUCUUGAAGGAUUUUUCUAACAUGGCAACUGCUGAAGAGAGCCAGUAUGAGUUGAAAAUUGCCAAUUCUCUCUUUGUACAAAAUGGAUUUCACGUCAAGGACGAGUUUUUGAAAAUGAUGAAAAAGUACUUUAAUGCUGAAGUAAAUCAUGUGGACUUUAGUCACAGUGUAGCUGUGGCCAACUACAUCAAUAAAUGGGUGGAAAAUAGCACAAAUAAUUUCCUGAAAGACUUGGUGUCCCCAAUGGAUUUUGAUGCUGUCACUCAUCUGGCCCUCAUCAAUGCUGUGUAUUUCAAGGGCAGCUGGAAGUCACAGUUUAGACCUGAAAACACUAGAACUUUUUCCUUCACUAAAGAUGAUGAAAGUGAGGUCCAAAUUCCAAUGAUGUAUCAGCAAGGAGAAUUUUAUUAUGGUAAGCAAUUUUUAGCCCUAGGAAGGAAGCAUCUCAGUCGCGCUCGGCCGCUCUGCGGGACCCUGAGGAAAAGCUACACCAGGCCCGCCACCCCGGGCGGGCGAGACCCCAAGGAGCUGCAGGGCAAGACGUCCUCCUACGCCUUCUUCGUGCAGACCCACCGCAAGGAGCACAAGAAGCAGCACCCCGACUCCUUGGUCAACCUCAUCGAGUUCUCCAAGAAGAGCUCAGAGAAAUGGAAGACCGUGUCUGCCAAGGAAAAGUUCACAGUGGAACAGGAAAUUGAUUUAAAAGACAUUUUGAACUCUCUUGGAAUAACUGAAAUAUUCUUAAAAAAUGCAAAUUUGACUGCUUUGUCUGAUAACAAAGAGCUGUUCCUUUCCAAAGCAAUUCACAAGUCCUUCAUAGAGGUUAAUGAGGAAGGUUCAGAGGCUGCUGCUGUCUCAGGAAUGAUUGCAAUUAGUAGGAUGGCUGUGCUAUACCCUCAAGUCAUUGUCGACCAUCCAUUUUUCUUUCUUAUCAGGAACAGGAAAACUGGUACAAUCCUAUUCAUGGGACGAGUCAUGCAUCCUGAAACAAUGAACACAAGCGGACAUGAUUUUGAAGAACUUUAAAUUACUUUAUUUGAAUAACAAGGAAAAUAUUAAUGAAGCACAUUAUGUUUGCAACUGGUAUAUACUUAAGAUUUGUGUUUUACAGUAUUUCAGUGUUUUAAGGUGAUAUUUAAAAUAGUUCUAGAUAGAAACAAUAUAUGUAAAUUAUAAUUCAGCGAUGUCAAGGAAUGUUACCAGUAUUAAGGAAAUGGUCCUGUUGUGUCAUUGUGCUUGUUGUGAUGCUAUUUAAAAUAAAAGUACAUACUGACCAUG